Molecule: messenger RNA, 1651 nt
Organism: Nematolebias whitei (Rio pearlfish)
Lineage: Eukaryota; Metazoa; Chordata; Actinopteri; Cyprinodontiformes; Rivulidae
Gene: rdh8a
Product: retinol dehydrogenase 8a
Exons: 6
Coding region: 163-1116 (317 amino acids)
Biological process (GO): estrogen biosynthetic process
Cellular component (GO): cytoplasm
Molecular function (GO): estradiol 17-beta-dehydrogenase [NAD(P)+] activity
Source: RefSeq, a predicted model, not a curated record
AACAUGUGACUGCGGGUGCUCACAUGGCUGCAGUGGCUUCAUGAUCCGCUUUAGUUGUUGUUUUGUUGUUGUUGUUUGUUUUGUUUUUUUGAAGCCCGCGCGGUGGUCGGCAGCUCCGCAGCAGAGGACCGCGGGAUAACGCAGCUCCGACCCGGACAGAUCAUGGCGGACAGCGGGCAGAAAGUUGUGCUGAUCACCGGCUGCUCCUCGGGCAUCGGUUUACGAAUUGCCGUCACGCUGGCCAAAGACGAGAAGCAGCGUUACCAUGUCAUCGCCACCAUGCGGGACCUGAAGAAGAAGGGCAAGCUUGAGGAGGCAGCUGGAGAUGCGUAUGGGAAGAUGAUGACGCUGCUUCCGUUAGACGUGUGCAGUGAUGAGUCCGUCAGGCAGUGCGUUAACAGCGUUAAGGACCGUCAUAUUGAUAUCUUGAUCAACAAUGCAGGUGUGGGCUUGCUGGGACCAGUGGAAAGCAUCAGCAUCGAAGAAAUGAAAAGAGUUUUUGACACCAACUUCUUUGGCGUGGUUCGAAUGAUCAAGGAAGUGAUGCCAGAUAUGAAGAAGAGGCGUUCAGGACACAUCGUGGUCAUGAGCAGUGUUAUGGGUCUCCAAGGAGUGGUGUUUAAUGAUGUUUACACUGCCUCUAAGUUUGCAAUGGAAGGGUUCUGUGAGAGUAUGGCUGUGCAGCUGCUGAAGUUCAAUGUCCGGUUGUCCAUGAUUGAACCUGGCCCGGUGCACACUGAGUUUGAGACGAAGAUGAUGGAGAACGUGGCCAAGAUGGAUUUUCCCGGUGUUGAUGCAGACACAGUUCGAUAUUUUAAAGAUGUUUACCUGCCAUCAUCCACAGAUAUAUUUGAAGCCAUGGGUCAGACACCAGAGGACAUAGCUAAACGCACUAAAAUGGUAAUUGAGUCAGACAGCCCUCGCUUUAGGAAUCUGACCAACAGCCUCUACACACCGAUUGUGGCCUUAAAGUAUGCGGAUGAGACUGGCGGCCUGUCUGUGAACACCUUUUACAACCUGCUAUUCAAUUUCGGCCCUCUCAUGCACAUCACCAUGAGCAUCCUCAAGUGCCUGACGUGUAGCUGCCUGCGCAGACGCACCAUCUCUCCUAACUGAGUACGGUGUUGAAUCCUUCUGUUCCUCAGUGUCUUUCUUUGAGGUCCUGGACUGAGCAGGUAGCCGAAAAUCAGUAGCUUUGAGAGAAGAGGUCUCUUUUUAGUUCAGACAACCAUGAUAAGCUUUGCCAGACAACAUGCACGAUUGCACAUUUUCCACAGAUAUGAUAACUGCAGGGUGCUCUAAUGUGCUGAAAAAGAAGCAUACACUAGAACACAGAAAUAUAAAGCAUUACAUUGGAUGAUUGCAUUGAUAUUUAUUGAAACAAAUGCAACAAUUGAGGGGUUGUUUUAUUUCAUUAUCUAAAAUUGAAUGUUCUGUCAGUGCACAGACAGAACAUGAGAUGCAAAUCUCAUGGACAGAAAUUAAAGCACAAAAACUGAACUCAAUUACUAUAUUAAACAAAGAAAUUAUUGAAAUUAUAGAAACAGGAAAAUUAUGACUUGUAGCCUAUAUAACUUUACACUCAGGCUUAUAAAAGUUAUGAGUCAGAGUCAGAAUAUAUUAAUCUGUAUUGUAUUGUUUUGUGUCCCUA